Macrobrachium nipponense is the source of this 846-nucleotide messenger RNA. RefSeq lists its product as uncharacterized. The record is from RefSeq and is a predicted model, not a curated record. Lineage: Eukaryota; Metazoa; Arthropoda; Malacostraca; Decapoda; Palaemonidae. The coding region runs from base 1 to 846 and encodes 281 amino acids. The transcript has a single exon.
AUGCUCAAAUUAGAGACUGCCAUUUAUGUUGUUUUUUGGCAUGACAUUCUUGGCCGAGUUGAUGCUACAAGUAACACAUUGCAAGACCCAAAACUUGAUCUGAAUACAGCAGUAGCAGUGUUGAAGUCCUUGGAAUGUUUUGUACGUGAAAAGCGAGAGUGCUUUCAUGUUUAUGAGAAGAAGGGACAGGACUUAUCUGGAACCGAUGAAUAUUCUCCACCACGCAUUCGUCACCGCAAUGUGCGCCUGAAUCCGUUGGAUUAUGGACGAUCUGAGGAAGUAACUCUUUCUCACCCUGAAAAGUUUCGUGUUGAUAAUUUUCUUCCAGUAAUUGAUCAGUUUUUGAGUUCCCUUAAUCAACGUUUGAAGGCCUACGAGAACACUUGUUCCCUUUUCGGUUUCUUAUCUGAACUGGAAUCACUGAGCUGUACUGAAAUAAAAGCAGCUGCAGUAAAAUUAAUGUGUGAAUAUAAAGAUGAUCUGGAUCAAUCACUUGGUGUUGAACUUGUACAGUUUGCAGCUUUUUUCACCCAGUUUCUGGAUGAUUAUGUUAAGACUGAUAGCUUUGGGAAGGAACAUUUCCUUUACAAAUUGCUGCUAGACAAGAAAGUUGCAGAUACUUUUCCUAAUGUUGAGAUAAUGCUUAUGGUCACAAAUUGCUCUGGAGAACGUUCAUUCAGCAAAAUGAAGUAUAUCAAAAACAGACUUCGUACUACAAUGCAUCAUGAUCGACUCAGUCACCUGGCUUUGAUGAGCAUAGAGAAUGACAUCCUCAGAGACAUUGACUUUGACAUAUUGAUCACCAAAUUUGCAAGGGCCAAGUCUCGUAAAGUGUCUGGUCUGUAA